AUGCCACGACCCGUUGACAAAGACCUGGCAAGUCUCACCGUUGUGCAGCCUCCUCAAAUAACAGCUGCCGAAGACUCUCGCGAAGAGCUACCGGUCGAAGGCAAGAAGAAGCGUCAGCCCCGCAGGAAAUCGCACUCCCGGAAGAGGUCCACCGCAGAAGUACCUAGCCAGGAAUCUGCGGCUGUAACAGCGGAUCAGAGCCCAAGAAGGGAGGUCACUGUGGAAGCACGUGGACGCGAGGAAGAGCACGAGGUGGGAGCGGUCGCAUCUGCAGCGGAGCAUACCGAGCAAAUUUCCAUUGGUGCUGCGCCAACUGCCGUUAUCUCAUUGCCACUUAAUGCGUCGAGACCGGUGUCGAAUGCACACGAAACGGUGCCCCAGCGCCUCUCUACCACUGCCAAACAGAGCAUGGUUCCAACCUGGCAUCCGUCAUACACGACCAGCGCUGCACCUGGCGCGGAGAUUCAGCCGCCGAGUGUUUCAUCAAGCAACGCCAGCACGGAGCAGGAAAAACAACGUCAAGGAUCUGUGUCGGACGGAUCGAGGCUCGCGCCGAAGGUUUCGGCACGCAAAGUCAGUGUGGAGAGUCGAAUGAUAAGAGGGUCCAGGUCCACAACGGAAGGGCUCAAGUCACAGAGCCCGGCCACGCCGAGGUUUUCCAGCUUGGCCAAGAAGGACGGUGCGACCAGCACCACUCGCUGGCCUGAAGAGGACAGUGAGAUGGGUUCUAGCUCUGGCAGCAGUACGGGCGAUAAGUACACCCAGACGGGGGACGUCAUAGUGUAUCCCAGAAGAUCCCCUUUCGACAGCAGACGGCCGGAAGUGACGAAAUUCGUGUCCCCGGACGAAUCGCUGAGUGAUAUUCUCUAUGACCGUGGCGUGACUUCACCUUCUCCGACUACAGCAUCGUGGAGCUCAUCCUAUCCAGCUCGGUCACGAGAGGCUAGCAUGUCUGAAGGGCCCGCGACGACAUCCCGAUUUAUACGAAAGAAGGCAGCGGGAAAAGAACGUGAUUCUGAUUCCAUUAGGGAUAUGUCAGGCAGUGAAAGUAUAAUUUCGUUUAAGCAGCCUGCAGUGAAACAAGAGAAGUCAGAUAUCCCAGCUUUGCCUGAAAAAAAGCCCAUGCAAAAGUGUCCCGCUCCACGCCGAGAUACUGACGUAGUGGACAUGGUCAAGGAUUCGUUGAUGGAGAAUGCCACCGCGCGGUCUGGUGAAGGCUGCCAUUACGUUGAGCGUCAGAUUGGCAGCAUAACGUCACCAAAGGUGGCCCUAAAUAUACGUAAACCAACAUGCCACGAAGUGGGGGCAAACGUUCAGGCUGGUGUCGAAGUUGGCGAGGUGGAGGAGUUUUAUGAAGAGGUUGCCGAAGAGGUGCUGAACGACUCAAGGAGACUAAGCACUGGAUCCAGCAGCAGAGAGCGUUUGAACAUAUCGAAAUUGGCUGCCGUUUCUGAUGAACAUGCGGAGAAAGAUGGCCAACAAGGAACAGACGUAUUGAAAGGAAACAAGAAAAAUUGUAAGAAGUAUUUCAGGAGGGAACGACAAGGAGACUUGGUGAGCUUUACAGGCCAAGUGAAUGCAAGUGAUGCCACAAAUAAGACACUGCCAACUUCUGUGACGGGAGAAGAACCGAAUAGCCGCAACACCUUGCCGGACAUGGUCAGUCACACAGAAACAAGUAACGAGCAUAGUCGUAGAAAGGAAGAACAUGGCAAACUUGACGAAGGCUCUUCCACGUCGCGUAUGACCAGCGGGCAACACGGUGAAACCCCGGCUAACACUGUCGUUCCGCCUUCUUCGCAGUCAGCCUGCGUUCAAUGCACUCGCAAAAGCAGUAAAAAUGUUGGCGAAGCUCUCGAAAUACCCGGGAAUUGUGGUAAAAACAGAAACGCGGAAACUUCGGCCUCGAAAAGUGCUCCUCACGAAUUUCGAUUUGAACAACAGGCAGACACACUUUUGGAAGUCCAACCUUACUCGGUGGCUAAGAGGCCGUUCGGCUGCAUUUGCGACGGUUUUCAAGGCUACUCACCAAGUGAAUUCUUAUACAGUCCGCCAAGCUCUCCCUUCCAGUUCGGCGAAGCCGCAAUCUCUAGCCCGAAGUGGUCCAACACACCCAUACCAGGGACCACUCAGGUGUUUGCAGGGCCAUGGCCGCUUCUCGACCCACAGAGUACUACAAGCAGACCGAAUACCGAAAGUAGGCGUGACAAUCAAGGUACGCAAAUUCCCCGCGCUGCCUGGUUCAGAAACUUGAACUUCCAAGCGGUCAUGAAGGAUCGAGCCAUGCCACUGGCAGGUUACGAGAACGUUUGCAUCCGUGCAGAGAAAGCGGUGGCCAACGAGUCUCGUUCCAAGGACUCUCGUUCCAAGGGUACGCUGAACGACUUUGCCACUGGUACAACCAGACACGGAGCCCAGAGAGAUGCGACAUCGAGGCGUUCCAUCUCGAGAGACCCAAAGCAACACCUAUUAAUUGAAACAGAUGACUUUACCGAACGCACACCGCAGGCAUCUAGAAAAGACUCAACCGCAUCAGUUGCUUCUGGACGACUUCAAAUCUCCAGGAAAGCCUCGACUGCUUCCAUCGACGCCGGAAUAAGUCAGGCAUUGAGAAAAGACUCAACAGCCUCCAUUCAAAUGGGAAUACCUUACGCUUCACGAAAACCUUCGACAGCUUCUGUUGACUUCGCAAGACUUCAAACUGGCAGCAAAUCCAGCACCCGCAAGACGACUUCUACUGAACAAGAAACGCCUUGUUCGACAUCUCGCUUGCGAUGUGGCCAAAGUUCCCCUGCCAGACGUUGCCAGAGUCGCAAAUGUCAUCACGGAGGACGCCACUCUUGCGGAGGCCAUAGCCACUGCCGUACUGCCAAAGGCCUCGACAACCCACCGUCCGCACCUGAAGAACCGAUGACCACCGUAGAUGGGAACGACGCCGCGUUGGUCCGGUUGGAACAGCUUCUGCGUGAAGAAAACCGCCUGCUCCGACAAGAGAAGCAGCGACGAGAGGGGCAGUUGAGGCUGCGGUCGUUGCUGGAAGAGCGAGACCAGCUUCUGUCCGCCCUUAGGGGCCCCACGGAGGACGGUCAGGAAGCGCAGAAUGCCCUGAGAGAUCAGGCUAAUGCUGUGUCUAAGGCACUCGCCGCGCUUGACCUGACGUCUGGUAGCCCAGCCUGCCGACCCUACAGUCAACGCGGGGCGAAAGGCGUCGGCCCUAUUCGCGACGACAAUUUGCAGGACAAAACAGCAUGUUCGGCGAGGAACAAGUCUGGAGCCCCGACUCAGGCCGGAACGAGCUCUGACUCUUCGCCUGGCAAAGCGGCACAGCGCCUCCAGGGUAGCUCACGGAACUCUAAGCGAGGGAAGCCAUAGCACCUCAUCCACACCACAAAGAUGCGGUUGUCCUGAUGACGCUAUCGAGUUUAGUACCAAGCGCCUCGCUUGUCUACGCACCGAGGACGUGUGGUAAAGCCCGUGAACGUGACGGCGUUUCAUUUUAGCGAGCCUCUCGCUUCAUGGCUAAUAACACCUUCUUAAGCUUGUCA
Molecule: messenger RNA, 3545 nt
Organism: Dermacentor andersoni
Lineage: Eukaryota; Metazoa; Arthropoda; Arachnida; Ixodida; Ixodidae
Source: RefSeq, a predicted model, not a curated record